Diospyros lotus (date-plum) is the source of this 2246-nucleotide messenger RNA. RefSeq names its product protein NUCLEAR FUSION DEFECTIVE 4-like. Gene Ontology annotation, cellular component: membrane. NCBI's taxonomy places the organism in Eukaryota, Viridiplantae, Streptophyta, Magnoliopsida, Ericales, Ebenaceae. The record is from RefSeq and is a predicted model, not a curated record. Bases 284 to 1939 code for a protein of 551 amino acids. The transcript is spliced from 3 exons.
AGAACGAGUUGUCAAGAAUAGUUAUAGUGAUGUUGUGCCGCCUGUUCCAGGAAAAAUCUCUUUAAAUAGCGCCCAUCUUCCAAGGCGAACGCCAAGUCGCCAAGUACACACACAGACACGGUCAAUCCCUCUCUCUCUAUCUCCCUCCCUCCCUCCCUCCUCUUCUCCUAUUAUAUUCGAUUCUUUUGACGAUUCCCAUUUCAAGCCUCGAAGAAGCGCACUGUUUUGUUUUUGUUUUUUGUUUUUUUUCACUAUUGAUUGAUAUUCAACUCCGGGAAGCCACAUGGGUUUCGGAAUAUCACCGACCACUCCGGCCGGGAAAUGGCUGGGGUUCGUCACGGCAGUCUGGGUUCAAGCCAUCUCCGGCAACAACUACACCUUCUCCAACUACUCCGACGCCCUCAAGUCCCUCAUGGCUCUCACCCAACUCCAGCUCAACAACCUCUCUGUCGCCAAAGACGUCGGUAAAGCCUUCGGCCUCCUCGCCGGCCUCGCCUCCGACCGCCUCCCAACCCCCCUCCUCCUCCUCAUCGGCUCCCUCGAAGGCUUCAUCGGCUACGGCGUCCAGUGGCUCGUCGUCAGCCAGAAGAUCAAGCCCUUGCCCUACUGGCAGAUGUGCAUAUUUCUGUGCAUGGGCGGGAACAGCACGACGUGGAUGAACACGGCGGUGCUGGUCACGUGCAUUCGGAACUUCCGGAAGAACAGAGGACCCGUCUCCGGAAUUCUCAAGGGAUACGUCGGAUUAAGCACCGCCAUCUUCACCGACGUCUGCACCGCGCUGUUCUCCGAUGACCCUUCGACUUUCCUCCUGAUGCUCACCAUCGUCCCCUUCGCUGUCUGCCUCACCGCCAUUCUAUUCCUCCGUGAGAUCCCAACUUCUGCCACCGCCCGCGAGGAAAAGCAAGAAGCUCGCUAUUUCGGAAUCUUUAACGUCGUCGCCGUUAUCAUCGCCGUGUAUCUUUUGAUUUUCGACGUCACCGGUGCCCACAACCGCUUCAUCUCGCAGGUUUUCGCCGUCAUCCUUCUCGUCCUCUUAGCUUUGCCAUUGUCGCUCCCCGUCUACCUGGCAGUGCAAAACUUCAUACGCUCCGAUUCGAUAUCGAAUUCGGACGUGGAGCGUCUUGUGACCGAACCGCUAUUGGCUCCGGAACCAUCCGCUGCCGAAACGGAAAAAAAGUCGAAGCCGGCGGCAGAGGAGGAAGGGGCGGCGGCGGCGGAGCAGAGGCGGCCGGUGAUAGGGGAGGAACACACGAUCUGGGAGGCCUUUCGGACGGUGGAUUUCUGGAUCUUGUUCGUCUCGUUCUUGUGCGGGGUGGGGACGGGUCUGGCUGUGAUGAACAACAUGGGGCAAAUGGGUCUGGCUCUCGGGUAUGUGGAUGUAUCCAUAUUCGUGUCGCUAACCAGCAUCUGGGGAUUUUUCGGGCGGAUCCUGUCGGGUUCGGUGUCGGAGCACUUCAUCAAGAAAGCUGGAACCCCGAGGCCUCUGUGGAACGCAGCCUCCCAAAUACUAAUGGCGGUGGGCUACAUUCUGCUGGCCAUGGCUCUGCCGGGCUCGCUCUACAUCGGCUGCAUCGUCGUCGGCAUAUGCUACGGCGUCCGCCUCGCCGUCACUGUUCCCACCGCCUCCGAGCUAUUCGGCCUCAAGUACUACGGCCUCAUCUACAACAUUCUCAUCCUCAACCUGCCCCUCGGCUCCUUUCUCUUCUCCGGCCUUCUCGCUGGCUACCUCUACGACGCCCAGGCUACCCGCACCCCCGGCGGCGGCAACACCUGCGUCGGAGCGCACUGCUACAGGCUGGUCUUCGUGGUGAUGGCCGUCGCCUGCGUUAUCGGGUUCGGUUUGGAUGUGUUACUGGCGAUUAGGACGAGGAGCGUCUAUGCGAAGAUCCAUGCGAGCAAGAAGUCGAAGAAAUCGACGGCGAACCGCGUCGGCCAGUGAAAUGCUCUGCCUAACAAGCUGGGAUUGAUUGGGGGGGGGUUUAACCUAAAUGAAAUCCCGGCGAAAAAUCGUCUGGUUUUGGUCGGAUAAUCUGUUGAUUCAAUUCAGUGUUGCGUUGGUUGUACGUUUGGAUUUUCAUUUAUGCGUCUCGUUAUGUUAGAAGGGCAACAAGCCUGAGGCCCUGAAGGGUAAUGUUUUGGGCUCGGCCCAAAAUGUUUGGAUUGCGGGAUUUAAUUUGGGCCUCUAUUUCCUACGUUAGAACAGGAUGAGAAUAGAGAAAGCACCGGAUCAAACUUAUCCUUGGUCA